CACAGCUCUGCCUUAACCAGUUAACUUGGCUUUUUUCCGCCGUUUUACUUCGUGCUUCGAGGAAACAGCGUCUCCUUACCGGUUACAAAAAAAUGUGGAUGAACAAACUAACUCAGGUUAUGUGCAUCACACACCGGCUCGAAGUAGGAGAAAGAAGCCAGAGGAGCCUGUUUUAAAAGAAGAACAUGUAUCUAUGGCGCUUCUCCAUCGCCAUAACCCUCGGCUUGGUGUGGUAUUUUUCAGACUGCGGCCGUUCAGUGACACAGUACUUUUUAUGUUUCCUCUUUUGUUUUUCAACUCCAUUACUAUUCGCGAACAGCGGGCGAGAGAGCAGCACCCAAACUGAUGAGGAGGCUAAAGAACAUCCUCUCCAGGGAACUGUCGAGGAAGACACGACUCAUGGGGGAAGCGGCGAGCAGGCUGAGCCACUGGAGUCUCAGUAUCCGCAUGUGAAGAGGUCCCUACAGCAAGUGUUUGAGUGCGCCUACGCUCAGCUGGUCCUGCCUUGGUACGCUGUUCCCGAGCCACGCGAGCACCAGCCUCUGCACCAGGUGCUCAGCAGGGAGUUCAACUUCGUAAUCGACCGCAUUAUUGAGAGAGCCAGAGACUUUGAUGUUUGUCAGGCGGUAGUGGGCUCCAUUCGUAUUUUGACCCAGCACUUGCACAAUGCAAAGCAGUCCGACAGACAGCUCUUGUUCAGCUCCACCGCAGAUGAAAUCGCAGUUCUCCGAGAGUUCUCCGACGCUGUUGUACGUAACCUUUUUCCCGAAUCUCUCUGGGGCCAAGAAGUCAACCGCUGUGCCUUAAAUGAGAUUGUUGCCUUAAAGGGGUUGGGCCUCUUGGUGACAUGGCUGUCUGACCCCGACAACCUGAACCAGCUGGUAGUGAGCCAGCUUGACAGCACGACCCCCAAAGGCUCUGUGGAGGAGCUUUGUGGAUCAGACCCGGAACUAGCCUCCCUGGCUUCGCAGGAGGGCGAGGGCAGUGAAGUGAGCUCGGAGGGAGCAGGGAUUUCGACUAGCACCAGGAUCAAGGGCAAAAGGAAAGGCAACAAGUUAAAGGAAGGAUGGUCAAAAUUUGUGGACAAGAUGAAGUCCAAGAAGGCCAAGAAGAAGAAGAUGAAAAUGAUGGAGCAGGAGCUGAUGCUGAGGGUCAUGGCGAUCCAGAGUGACGUGUCCAAUGAGGACGAUGUCAGCAGCAAGGAGGGCUCCAUUCACAGCCAGCAGGACUCUGACGGGGAGGACAGUGAUCUGGAGAACUACUUGACAAGCGUCCAGGAGGACAUGAUGGAAUUCAAGCUGUCAUAUGAGAUGUGGCGUGUUGGCCGCUGGGCUGUCAGCAUCCCUCAUGCUGACUGGGAGGAUGAGGAGCUAAUCUUCACUGUUCACCUGGAGGAGAAUAACAGCCCCGAGAACCUACAGUGGGACAUCAAGAAGACCUACAUGGAUAUGAUAUAUUUUCGCAACAGAUGGCAGGAUUCAACCACCCUACCAGCAAUCUUGAAACUGGAGGAGUCAGAGGUCACCGACGAGGUUAAAGAAGAAGCCAGAGUAUCGGUGGAGCAUUUUCUGCAGGAAUUAGUUUCUGACAAUCUGAUCGGCCACACUCAACCGGUUUUUCAGUUCCUCUGCCCACUUGACAAACUGCUGAAUGAAGAGGAAAAUUAUCAAGGCGUGUGGGGCCUUCUCAGCGGACUGGCCUACUUCCUGACUCCAGGUCAUGAGGAAGAAGAGAACUCUAGCCCUCAGACAGAAGCCCCAAAAGAAAUCGUAAUGCCAUCUCCUCGUCCAGAAUCCACAGCUCAGCCGUCAGAAAGUCCCGGUGCCUCUGCUCAGAAUGGCACUGAUGUUCCCGGUGCUACUCUCCCAACUAUCGUUAUCUCCCAGUAUGAUCCUCCUUCAGAGCCGCCUGAGGAGGCAGAACCAGACAAGCAAACACAAACUGCUGUUAACUCAGACCCUUCAAGUAAUGAAAACUGUUCCCAAGACAGAACAGAGGACUCUGAUAAUCCCUUAACCUCUCACUUUAAAAUGAUCAUCAAAGGCCUGACCCGGUCCAAGUCGCAAGAGUCUCUGGCCUCAACAAAAACCAGUAAUGACGAAGACCCACCUUAUUCAGACUCCACGCCACACUGCAGCCAAAAUGGAGGCUCACAGUGGGAGAGCGCAGAAGGCCCGUCAUGGCUUAAUUUCAGCACAAGGUCAAAUAAAAAGGAGAAAAUAUGUUUCAAGAUGGCAGGUGGAGCCAGCAAGGCUAAAGGGAAGGAGCAGGGCACUUCGCCAAGAGGGGAGGACUCCCAGGGUCAGAGGAGCCAAGUCAACUGGGAGCAGCUGGAGGCGACCAAGGCCAUAUUUGAUCUGCUGAAAGAAAUAUCUGGGAACUCCAUCCUCAUAAACAUAUUUGAUGCCAUUCUGAAACCUGUUAUGCCCAUCUUGAAAAAGAAAGUGAACACUUUCUUAGACAAGAUGAACCCAACAGAGAUGCAGAUGGUGGCGUACAUCGACACUCUCAGAGACAAACAGUGGCCAGGAGUCUCAGCCAGCAGCAGCCUCGUCCUCCUCGCACGGAGGAGGAGAAAAAUGAAACCAGGGAGCGAGCACAUAACCUCGUCAAUGCUAGAUAUUCAAACUACCUUGUUUUGAAGAAGACAGAUAUGGAGUCUGUCUUUAAUCUUUUCCAGGACAGUGAAGAAAACAAAACGCUGGUAUAUAUGCUUCUGUCAUUCCUGUUAAGGGAAUUUUUUCCCAGCGACCAUUCCCUGAAUGUGAGCGCUGCUGCCUUACUGAAAGUGACCAAUUCUACCAACUGAUCUGUGAAUCUUUGAUAGCAUUUUUAAUGGUACUUCUUUACAUUUUAAAAUCUGAAAUUAUUUAUUAAACAUUUUAAAAUGCCUUAAAAUAUUUGAGACCAAUUCUCUAUCUGUGUCAAAUAUGAUUUUUUUCUGCAUUUUUACCUCAAACAUAUCAAACAUGCUGUGAAUAUUUCCUUUGGUUUUUAUUUUGUAAAGUUUAAUCGCUUGUGUCAUGUCCACUUGUCAAUGUGAUGAAUCCUGGCAUUGCAUAUUAAAAUUUUACUGUUCAACUCAGAGGAGAAAGUAAAGAAUAUUUAAUAUUAACUGUUUGAAUUUCACCCCUCACAUUUCAUAGAAAAAAAAAAUUCCCUUAAAUACUUUGUUUCACUUUGGGCACUUGUGUAUGGUGAGUGUUUAUAUGGAUGAUUUGACUUAAGGUUUUUAUUAAAAUAGAGUAUCUCACAAUUACCAAUCACAUAAAUCUGUCAAAACAUGGCCGAUACCACCUAUCAAAGGAAACUUGAAAUAAUUUUCAUGUAAAUAAUUUGAAUUUAUUCCAAAUAAAAUAUUUUUAAUAAAUAAAUUUUCUGUUACA
Messenger RNA from Lates calcarifer (barramundi perch), 3386 nucleotides. RefSeq lists its product as uncharacterized. Gene Ontology annotation, molecular function: phosphatidylinositol binding. Gene Ontology annotation, cellular component: intracellular membrane-bounded organelle; early endosome membrane. Bases 186 to 2642 code for a protein of 818 amino acids. Lineage: Eukaryota; Metazoa; Chordata; Actinopteri; Centropomidae. The transcript has 16 exons. The record is from RefSeq and is a predicted model, not a curated record.